Messenger RNA from Drosophila rhopaloa, 482 nucleotides. RefSeq lists its product as uncharacterized. The transcript is spliced from 2 exons. Bases 27 to 482 code for a protein of 151 amino acids. NCBI's taxonomy places the organism in Eukaryota, Metazoa, Arthropoda, Insecta, Diptera, Drosophilidae. The record is from RefSeq and is a predicted model, not a curated record.
AAGAUGGGUAUCACUUCAACAUAAAGAUGGUCAAUCCAACGACAGGAGAAGAAACGAAUAAGAAGGUCAGCUCUAUGAAUUUUUAUGCGUAUCGAUUGAUGAUUCGACUAGAUGUUGACAAUCAUCUGUUGAGAUACCGCCGUUUGUUUCAACAGUACUGUGUCGACAUGUACGUCGAAGUAGAAACGGAGCGUCUCAAUUUCAUUCGUUUCAAUCAGUCGAAGUUGCGCUCAGGCGAGUACAUCCACAUGCGUGACGCCAUCGCUACUGAAGGACACGCGGCCAGCAUCGGUUGUUUGACCAUUCUCCCAGCUACUUAUGUUGGAAGCCCGCGCCAUAUGCAUGAGUACGCUCAAGAUGCGAUGACGUAUGUCCGUAAUUACGGACGCCCGGAUUUAUUCAUCACGUUCACAUGCAAUCCUAAAUGUCCCGAAAUUACAUCACUGCACGAGUAUUCAAGCAAAAGAUCACAGUACUUAUGA